AGUGCGAUAAAGAAUUGCUAAUUUAUUGUCGUGUUUUUUAACGUCGUGAUGUAUUUAAUUUAGUUAGUUCGUAUCAUGUACGUGAAACGCUUGCUUAUUUUUUGUACGGCAUUCAUUGCGUGUUCCGCACUUCCGACUCCUGAGGAGACGGAUUUAUCCAUCUUCUUCGAGCACGCCGAUCCAAAUGCCCGUAUCGUCGGAGGGACCGAAGCUGCUCCAGGGAGCCACCCCCACAUGGUUUUUCUGACCAGCGGACGAAUCAGGAGUUUCAUCUGUGGAGGAUCGCUGGUGUCGACACGCACCGUACUCACAGCUGGACAUUGUGUGGCCGGUGUAUAUGCGGGCGGAAUUUUGCACAUCAACCUCCGCGUCACCGUCGGUACGAACGAGUGGAACUCUGGCGGUACCGAAUACACCGUGGCCAGAAAUAUAACACACCCUGACUUUAGCCUCAUCUACUUGAAGAACGACAUCGGUCUUCUCAUAACAGACGAGGAAGUAAAAUUAUCGGAUGCAGUCCGCCCCAUCAAAUUGAGCUAUGAUUUCGUGUCUAGUGGAGUUCCCGUUAGAGUUGCUGGAUGGGGUAGAAUUGGGCAUCGUGAGCCGCUUUCCGAAAAGCUUUUGGUGAUCGACGUGAGAACAAUUGACGGUGAGGCCUGUGUCAGGGCCGCGGCCCAGGCGGCCAUAGACUUCAACACGUGGGCCCCCCACGUGGACCCAGCCAUUGAACUAUGCACCUUCCACGCCAAAGGAACUGGUGCUUGUGGUGGUGACAGUGGUGGUGCAUUGACUCGUAUCGACAACGGUCUUCAAGUGGGCAUGGUAUCCUGGGGCUUUUCUUGUGCACGAGGUGCUCCGGAUAUGUUCGUCAGAAUUAGCGCUUUCCGCUCCUGGUUAGAGGAGAAUAUAGUUUAAGACGUUUAAGUCUUCAUGCUGACAGUAGGUGCUAAUAAGAACAGCAGUCUGUUUUAUGCUUAUCAAUCCCACAAAAAUAUAGUUGUACAAAUCUCUUUAACAAAAGUGUUUUGGUUGUAUGUGAUGCGGCAUUGCUAAGGUCCAUAGACGACAGUGACUACUCAUCAUCAUCAGGAGGGACUUAACUAUAAGCAUCUGUCAUCAAAUGUAACCAAAAACGGAGUUAGUGUUUUAUUGUAUAAACUAGAAGUUAAGGUAAUUCAACACUCUAAAUCGUGUUUCCCAGCAUGGGACCCAUGAGCCACGACGGGGCAAUUUAAUAAUUAAGAGGGGCAAUCGCAAUAAAUUAAUAUAUAAAAUUGCAUUAAAAUGAUUUUGAAUUUGAAUUUCAAUGUUUUAUUAUAUGUUUUGUAAUAUUA
Bombyx mori (domestic silkworm) is the source of this 1334-nucleotide messenger RNA. Its product is annotated as chymotrypsin-2. Gene Ontology annotation, molecular function: serine-type endopeptidase activity. The record is from RefSeq and is a predicted model, not a curated record. Lineage: Eukaryota; Metazoa; Arthropoda; Insecta; Lepidoptera; Bombycidae. The transcript has 5 exons. Gene Ontology annotation, biological process: proteolysis. The coding region runs from base 76 to 915 and encodes 279 amino acids.